CGGUGUAUGGACGCGCGUCGCAUUCCACAUUCAAAAAUUCAAAAUUCCUUUGUUUAUUGUUUGUAAAGCGUUUUGAUACUCUGUAGCUGUUGUGUUGAAUUGAAUUCUGUUGAAAGUGCAUAUACAAUUAAGAAUAUUUUUUUAAUUGGUUUGUUAAGUUAUGGAUGAUUUGGAACUGCGCAGAGGUUAGACAAGAUGGCCGUUUCCGGUGACGUUACAUUGGCACAAGAUGGCGCCCGAUUGCAUCCUUAUAUCGUCGCGUUAGUACGUUGGUGCGUCUCUUCGUUCUGGAGCACGGCUUCCAUCCUUAUCCAUCGCCUACUGACUGCGCCUUUGCCGCCAAUCACAGCUGCAAAACCUGCAAAGACACGCCCAGCAAGCUCGGACCAUUUGCAUCCUGUACCUUUGGUGGACUGUGUCGUCCUGCAUGAUCCCCCAAGACACACGAUUGACGUCAUCUUCGUUCAUGGAUUAUAUGGUUCUUUGGGUAACACAUGGAGACAAGGUGAAUGGAAAGCGAACUACAAAAUGAACCCCGAUAUUGUACCUUUACGAAGACAUUCCAAUAUAAUUCCAGAAAUGACAGAACAAAAUAUACAGAUUAGACAAAGCGACGACGAAGAUUGUAAAGACAAUAGUUUUAAUAAGAAAAUGGACGAUUUUAGAGAGAAAAUGAAUGACUUGAACUAUAAUACGGAUAGAAUUAAUAAUCAAUUUAUAAAUUUUAAUGACUUUAACGAUAAAAAUGAUUAUGAAAACAGAACUGAUUUUAAUGAUACAGUAUUUAGAAUAAAUGACAAUAAUGAAGAUCGAAGCCAUUUGAACGAUGAUUUAAAGAACAUAUUCAAAGAUAACGUGGAGAAUGUGAACGAAUUCUACGAAGACAUGAAAAAAAUACUUCCGAACGAAAAUAUGUUUAUAACCGAGAAGUUUUAUAACAACACAUUGCUGGAUCAAGUUGAAAUCGUUGGAAAUUACGAAUCUCAGGCGAAUUUUGUGCGUGACCUAUUCAAAAGCAGUUGCGAGAGUAAAAGUGAUAAUUGUGAGUGUCAUGGAGUGUGUGAGGUGGGUUGUGGGUGUGUGUGUGAUAUGUGUUAUUCACCAUGUUGGCCCAAAGACUGGAUCAAAGAGGACUUCCCUGGUGCAAGAGUUAUUUCAAUAAAUUACACCAGUGAUCCGUAUUUAUGGAGGCCGCUGUGGAUUAAAGAAAUCAAAAGGUUAAGGCUUCACGAGAGAGCAGAACAAAUGACGUCACAGCUGUUAGACCUGGGAGUUGGACAGAAACCGAUAAUAUGGGUUGGGCAUUCAAAGGGAGGUCUGUUCAUCAAGCAGAUUUACUGUGAUGCAUAUGACGCGCAUUCACAAGUAAUGAAAGGGUCAGUGGGGCAAAACGAAUUUAAUGAUAGAUUUAAUGAUGACAGUAAUGAUAUAAGUGAUGACGCAUUAUGUAAUAUGAAUGGAAUUGAAGAUGAAACAAUACAAAAUAGUGGGAAUCCAUCAAAACGGGCCGGUCUUUGGCGGAACAGCGCCGGUUUCAUGUUCUACUCCGUGCCUCAUAGGGGAUCACCACUCGCUGACAUAAAGACUCCGAUAACUGCAAGGAGUAUAGAACUGUUGGAGAUAUGUAAAAAUUGUCCACUUCUCCUCUCCCUGCAGGAGAGAUGGCUGGCGGCCACUUCACCACUCAGCCCAGCAGUCCACAGCGUCGUAGAAACUUGCAGAACUCUCAUGUCAGUUCUUUGGUUGAGGAUUGUCAGCGUAGAUUCCGCUGAUCCCGGCAGGGGCGCAUUACAUGGGAUACCAGUCGAUCACCGUGAAAUUUGCAAGCCAACUAGUCGGCAUUGCACGUUGUACACAGAGCUUAUAAGUUUAAUGCGGACUGCGCUUAAUAAAUCUUGAUUUUCUCCUUAUGAUUCAUAUAGUAUAUUGUGGGUUCAAAUUUAACGGCUCAAUAAGAUUUUUUAUACAUUAACACUAACACAACAUCGCAAUAAUGGAUCAAGACGAGUGCGAACAGUUACGGAGUAUUUCCUAUGGGUAGACAAACUUGAUGCAAAUUAUUACUUCUGUAUUGACAUUCACGCAAGUUAUGAUUCUCACGGGUCUUCCGAUAACAACUGGAAGGCUGGCUCGCGAACGGAAGCUAUAGACCGUGCAAAGUGGAAACUAGCAGUUCAGGACCCUACACAACCUUCAGCAAUCAAGAAUACGGCUGAGAGGAUGACACUGAAGUUUGUAGAAAUAAUUCGAAAGAUUGGUUAUAUUAUCGACACGUAUUCUAUUUUACAAAAUACUUGCUGCAAGUGUUAACAUUAAAUCGAGAAAGUACAUCCUGCAAUAAUACAGCAGUAUGGAAAUGCGUGACGCGCUCGCAGGGGAAUCCCCUCGAGCGAGCGGCUGUCAAAGGGCGUGUUGUGUAACAUCUUAUAGUGAUAUUACGUAAUAAAUUACGACAGAAGGUCCCUAAAGUAGGUUUUUACGGUAGAAGAACUGCAUUGCGAGAUUUCUUUUUACAAUUUAUGCUUUUGAUGGCAUUCUAUUUCACAAAAUACUUGCUCCAACUGUUAACACUAUAUAUAGAGAGUACACCCUGCAAUAAUGCAGCAGUAUUUCAAUGACUUUGCAAUUUAUAAGUAAUAAUCUCUCAUAUUUAAAUGACAUAGUAGUGAUGCCAACUCCUAGAGAAUGUUCCUGGGACCAACUUCAAAUAAAUAUCGAAGGUAAUCUGAAUAAAAGUUGUGCACUCGAAUCCGAAAGUAUUUUUGUUUUAUUACUCGAGUAAAAUACCAUAAAAAGAAAUUUACCUCCUAAAAAACCCCCUCCCCUUUCACCUUGAUUGUGGGGAAAUCCCCCAAAGUUGGCAUCACUGGUUCGGAAGCCUUUUAACUGUAGAUUUCCGCUAGUAAUUAUUUUUAAAGCGGUUUAUGUAUGUAGCUUUAAUUCGUUAAUGUGAUUGUCUCGUGCCUUCCUUUGCAAUGGAACAUAGGAUUGACAGAACUUUCUAUUGCGUAUUCUGAUUAAGGAAAUAUGAAUGUUUGAACAUAAGUAUGAAUGUAUAUUAUUAUUAUUUUUCAUUUUCGUGAGUUGACUAUAUUGCCACAAAUAAUAAAAAACGGGACGUUUUGACGGAUCCGAGUAGAUGUCACGGCUACUAUAGCCCCGCUCCACUUGGAUCUGUAAACGGUAGUUAAUGUGUUAAGGUAUCAAAUGCUUCUAAAUACGUAAAUAGUUCUUUACUUAUAAAUACUCUUAAGUAUUUAAUAUUGAUAACUGGAAUAUGUAUAGUUAUGUAAUUUUAAACGUUGUUCAGACAGUCCUUGCUUCCUUACUGAAGAGUAUACGUUGUAGACCAGUGUUUUCCCUAGCCUUUCGAAAAUUCUUAUGAAGUGUAAAAUUAUUUUUAAAUAUUAAUUAUUUUAUUAAAACAAAUAAUCGUUCCCUCAAGAAACUUAAAUGAUAGGUUUUAGGAAAAACUAAGACAUUAUUAUUGAAAGACAGUGAGUAAAUUUUCAAAACAAUGAAAAGCUGAAAUUUUCGAAUACUACCCUUAACAAUGUCCCUUUGUGUGGCGUGGUUACUACUAGAUAGUUUAUAAAAACUAGAUUUUUCGUAUUUCAAGUAUUGGAAAAGUCUUGUUGGGUCACUGGCAGUGGUUUAAAAUUUUACUAUGUUAAUGGCCUAUCAGGUAUGUGUCUAAUUUAAUUCCCAUAUUUAGUCUGUGUAAAAUGGUAGCCAUGGUAACCAAAAAAAAGAAACAUUAGUCUCUAGAUACACACUCGCUUCCGCCUUAAUCUGUGGACGAGUACAUUUAACAAACAAAUGAUAACAUCGUACCAAUAAAACUGCAUAUAUUUUUAUAUUGUAUAGUCUAGUGUAGUUUUAUAUUCGGUAUUGUAUUUUUAACAUAUUUUAUUUAUAGUUGGGUUAUCUAGAAGCGUUUAGACCGCCCAUUUAUCCAUCCGACAUUUAUUUAGUUUUGUUUUACUCAUGUUUUGUAUCAUUGUGAUCUAAAUAAAAUGUUAUUAUUAUUAUUUUAUUCAAACUAUUAUUUAAUAGAUGUUUUGUUGGGCGAGAGCUCUUUGGCCUAUCAAUUGACGCUGUGAUAACAUUCAUGCCAUAUUGAAUUGAAUAAGGUUAAUGAAAAUGAGAAUGACAGCUCCGAACAGUUAAAGAACAAAAGCGAUGGGGGGCGGCCCCAUGGAUCCUCUAAAUGGCUCUUUCUUGGCUUUUGGCUCGGAAGUACUUCAGUUAGCAGCUGGUUAUACAUACGGGUGCGGCAAACUAUCUACCUUAAAAAACACUCAGUUGUGGAAUGACGGACGUCGAGGUGAAACGGGGUGAAAAAUCAGUCGAGUUUUACGAUCAAUAAUUUUAUUGUGAAAUCAAGUAGAUACUUCUAGUGUUUAAGAAAUAUAUAAAAAAUAUAAAUACAGAUCAAAGAUUUUUGUUAAUAUUUAUGAACAAUCUAAUCAUGUUGGUACAUCGAAAAAUAUAUUAAAAUAAAAGUUGUUUACUAGUCGGAAUUUAAGACAUUUUUUUCCGAAGUUUCUAUGUUAGGGCCCCGGGACUGUAGCCCCGGUUGCCCUUCCCUAAAUACGGUCCUGUCAGGAGUGCUAUUAACAGUAUUUACAGAAUUUAAAGAUGUAUAAAUAUAAAUGAAUUAUAUUUUAUAGUCUGAAGACUAAAUGUUGUAAAUAUAGUAACAUAGUUUUAUUUCCAUCGAAUUAUAUUAUUUUAUCGAA
Molecule: messenger RNA, 4742 nt
Organism: Pieris brassicae (large cabbage white)
Lineage: Eukaryota; Metazoa; Arthropoda; Insecta; Lepidoptera; Pieridae
Exons: 10
Coding region: 196-1899 (567 amino acids)
Source: RefSeq, a predicted model, not a curated record